CACAAACGCUCCGCCCCCUUCCACCUUAGCCAAGUGUAAAGAUGGCGUCCAUCAUGGAGGGGCCUCUGAGUAAAUGGACUAACGUCAUGAAAGGCUGGCAGUACCGAUGGUUCGUCCUGGACUACAAUGCCGGGCUACUGUCCUACUACACGUCCAAAGACAAAAUGAUGCGUGGCUCCAGAAGAGGCUGCGUGCGCCUUCGGGGAGCAGUGAUUGGCAUCGACGACGAGGACGAUAGCACCUUCACCAUCACCGUGGACCAGAAGACCUUCCAUUUCCAGGCCCGUGAUGCAGACGAGAGGGAGAAGUGGAUCCACGCUCUAGAGGGGACCAUCCUCCGCCAUACCCUCCAGUUGCAGGAGGCAGAGGCAGGCUUUGUUCCCAGCGUUCAAGAUUUCGAUAAGAAACUUGCCGAGGCAGAUGCCUACCUGCAGAUUCUGAUUGACCAGCUAAAGCUUUUCGAUGAAAAAAUCAGAGACUGCAAAGAAGAUGAGUCACGCAGAAAAAUCGAAAAUCUUAAAGGAACUACCUGUAGUAUGGUAGAAUCUAUCAAGCAUUGUAUUGUGUUGCUACAAAUCGCCAAGGAUCAAAGUAACGAACAACAGCACUCAAACGGAUUGAUAAGCACCAUCAACCCAGUAGAUGGGAUAUAUCAGCCCAGCCCUCUGGAGACCACUGUAGUCAGCAGCAUGCCAACACAGACUACCCUUCCUGCAGACAGUGCACAGACGGGCAAGGCAGAGCAGCGGCCCUCCUCCCUGGCAGUGGGACCUGUGAUCACAGUGAUGGGCAGCCUGCAGACACCAACGCCAAACAGCACAGGCAGUGGUCCCUCAGCCCCCAGCAGCAGCAGCAUUACCACCCCGAGCCACAUCAACCUCUCCUCCAACACGGUGCCCGACUUCUCCUACUCCAGCAGCGAGGAUGAGUUCUAUGACGCCGACGAGUGGAGCAGCACCUCUCCCAAGCACUGUAUAGAUUCCUCCCUGCCACUCGGACCUACGCCCCAUGGUGGCACAGGGACGGCCUUGAAGCGACCGCACACCAACGACUCUCUCAACUCCUCCAUGUCCAACGGCACCACGGAUGCAGACCAGUUCGACAGCCACGACGAUCGCGAUGACGACCCAGAAGGGGAGUCCGUGGAGGAGCACAAGAGUGUCAUCAUGCACUUGCUGUCCCAGGUGCGGCUGGGGAUGGACCUCACCAAGGUGGUCCUGCCAACGUUUAUUCUGGAGAGAAGGUCACUGUUGGAGAUGUAUGCGGAUUUCUUUGCACACCCGGAUUUGUUUGUCAGUAUUGCAGACCAGGCUGACCCCAGAGACCGCAUGGUGUAUGUGGUCAAGUGGUACCUGUCUGCCUUUCACGCGGGAAGGAAAGGCUCAGUGGCCAAAAAGCCCUACAACCCCAUCCUGGGAGAGAUCUUCCUCUGUCACUGGGAUCUUCCUUCUGAGGGAGAGGAAAUGGCACCUAUGGAGCCGGUAUCUGAGGGCCCCGUACCCUGGUGUGGGAAGAGCAGUGUGUCUUUCGUGGCGGAACAGGUCUCUCACCACCCCCCUAUAUCUGCAUUCUAUGCUGACUGUUUCACCAAAAAAAUCCAGUUCAACGCGCACAUCUGGACCAAGUCAAAGUUCCUGGGGAUGUCAAUAGGAGUCCAUAACAUCGGCCAGGGCUGUGUAUCCUGUCUGGAACACGAUGAACACUACAUCCUCACCUUCCCAAACGGCUACGGCAGGUCGAUCCUGACGGUCCCCUGGGUGGAGCUGGGUGGAGAAUGCAACAUCUCCUGCUCGAAGUCGGGCUACAGUGCCAACAUCGUGUUCCACACCAAGCCCUUCUACGGCGGCAAGAAGCACAGGAUAACGGCAGAGAUUUUCUCCCCGAAUGACAAGAAGCCAUUCUGCUCGAUUGAGGGCGAGUGGAAUGGAGUGAUGUAUGCAAAAUGGGCCUCAGGGGAAAAUACCCUGUUUAUUGACACUAAAAAAUUGGGCAUUAUCAAGAAGAAGGUGAGGAAGUUGGAAGAUCAGCUGGAGUAUGAGUCGCGCAACCUGUGGAGGGACGUCACCCUGAACCUGAAGCUGAAAGACAUCGACGCGGCAACGGAGGCCAAGCACCGACUGGAAGAGAAGCAGAGGGCGGAGGCCAGGGAGAGGAAGGAGAAGGAGCUGCAGUGGGAGACGCGGCUGUUCCACGAGGAUGGAGAGUGCUGGGUUUAUGACGAACCUCUGCUGAAAAGAUUAGCCACGAAAGGAACAAAGUGAGACAUGGUGAGGCAACGGAUGCAAAAAGACAGUCUUAAAGAACUAUAUCAACCAUUUCUCAUCCAAGCCUCCCAAGGACUGAUGACCAAAGUCAUUCUCAGCACUGCAUUUCCAGCAUUUAUUAAGGAAAAAAUGUGGUCCUUUUCAACAACCUCACGUCCACCAAUCGCAAACUGUCGAUGCUCCUGUCAAGACCAAAUCAAGUGCGAUGCGGGAGUCCGCAACACAGCCAAGCACUCAUCAGUCGCGCUGGAAGUUCCCUCAAGGGUCUCCAUCUCCUCAAAGUGGGGCAGUGGGGAUAAUUGGAUCAAAAACAACCCUUGAAAACAACAGCAUUCUGUAACUCAGGGAAACUGGGGAAAAAGAUGAUGGCUGCAUCUCCAGAAGUUCAAAGGCCUUAUAGAUGUCAUCAUAGGGGAGGAUGGGUUGGCUUGCCUAAUACUAUAUGUGUACAUUUUUUCCCCCCUUACUGGCAUUGAGGACUUUAACUCUUUUAGGACACGAGUUUACUGAUGACAAAUCAGAAAUUAAGCCUUUCUUUUCUCACACUGGAAAGUACAACAUUUAAUCAUUUUCCAUCUGCAUUCAUUGCCAUUGUCUUUUCAUGCACAUAUAUAUAUAUAUAUAUAUAAUGUAUAGAUUACAUAAAUAUAACAGAGGAAUAAGGAAGGCUAUAGUGUCAGUUGUGCAAACACUUACAAGCUGCAGUCACUAAUAUAGUUUUGUAAUAUGUUUUUUCCCCCAAUGGAGAGGAUGAGUUUUUAGAAUUUUGUUGCAGUAUCCGGCUUGUAUACUUUGGCAUCAGAGCCUUGUUGUAUAAAUAGUGCCCAACAAGUGAAGCUGCACAAAAGCACCACAGCCAUAGACAGUGCUAAUCCUAAAGGCUACAGCUUUGCCACUAAGUCCUUCAAGAUGAAGAAAAACUUUAUGCAAGAAUAAACAUUUAAAUUCAAAAGCGUUCCUCAGUCAAAUGUCUGACCUGAAACAAAAUGUUGAGGCAAUAAGCCAACGGCUUAGAAUUGGGUUUGUUUCAGGGUGUUUCCCCUCCAAAUUACUGUCCUGUAGGAUCACGGAUAAGAUACUGACCAGGUCUUUUCACAUUAUGUCUUUGGGUCAAUUAGCGGAGGUUACAGACAUAACAGGAAGGCCUGCAAGCUGACAGUGCCAAAGAUCUUGUGUGAAAAGCUGAUUGAUCCUUUAGACGUGUGGCAAAAUGAGUAUAAUUGAAUUUGCUUCCGCUAACAUUUUUUACACGACGGUGUAGAUAGCUCAGUUUUGUUUUUUAGGCUUAUGAAAUUUGCAGAUAGCGAUGAUUCUGAAGCCAUUUCCUUUCUUUUCUAUAUUGUUAUUGUAAAUGAAUAUUGAAUUGAGGCCUUGCCAUUCAUUUUAGUAUUACUUGCUUGAAAGAGCAAUCAAAGCAAUGUAUUUUUUAUUUUGCAUUUUCUUGAAAUCAUAAUUGAUUGUACCAUAUUCUCAUGUGUAAUGAUGCAAAUAUUAAACCUCUAUGAGUUUAAAUUUUA
Messenger RNA from Brienomyrus brachyistius, 3781 nucleotides. It is a transcript of the gene osbpl9, whose product is annotated as oxysterol binding protein-like 9. Gene Ontology annotation, molecular function: sterol binding. The transcript has 24 exons. The record is from RefSeq and is a predicted model, not a curated record. Gene Ontology annotation, cellular component: membrane; intracellular membrane-bounded organelle; cytosol. The coding region runs from base 42 to 2261 and encodes 739 amino acids. Lineage: Eukaryota; Metazoa; Chordata; Actinopteri; Osteoglossiformes; Mormyridae.